CAAUUGUUUGCUGUAUUUAAGUGUGAAUUAAGGUUUGCUUUGUUGCGGUAAUCGUCAGCUGGAAGUGAUUACCUGUCUUGAGAUAUACACACACUUUGCGGACAAACGAUGUCUGGUUUCGCGGCUCAGACGCUGGAGAAGAAGUUAAUCGACUUAAACAGUUCCCAACAGUCGAUACAAACGCUGUCCUUAUGGCUAAUCCAUCACCGAAAGCACCACAAGAGUAUCGUCCAGACCUGGUUCGCCGAACUCAAGAAAGCCAAAGCGGUGCGUCGAUUGACAUUCAUGUAUUUGGCGAACGAUAUCAUCCAAAACAGCCGCAAAAAAGGGCCCGAAUUCUCGAAAGAGUUCGGCGCAGUCCUCGCGGCUUCGUUUGAAUCGGUGGCGAAAGACUCGGACGACAAGACGUUGGGAUCGCUUGAGAGGAUUUUGGCCAUUUGGGAGGAGCGACAGAUUUACGACUCAAAUGACAUCAAAUCAUUUCGCUCUUCGCUCACUCUAAGGAAGAAUCAACAGUCAGUCAAAGAUGUGAACAAUUCGUCUAAAACUAAUGAUUUGAAGCCAAAUGAGGCGAAGGAAGCGAAG
This is a messenger RNA of Medioppia subpectinata, 585 nucleotides long. The record is from the annotation of a GenBank genome assembly. Lineage: Eukaryota; Metazoa; Arthropoda; Arachnida; Sarcoptiformes; Oppiidae.